AUGCCGCAAACAAAAGAUGUAGGGACAACAACUGCUCACCCCAUACCAAAUGUCUCUCCUGAUGAUCUAGUCGCUUUCCAUGAAGCGCAUUUCUCACAAGUAGCCCUCGCUUCCUUCAAAUCCGACUUCAUAGACUCGCCAAGCCAGGACCAUACCCAGCAUGAUACCGCCGAUGAUACUUGGGAGGAAGAGGACGAUGGCUUGGGCUAUUAUCCGGAUGGUGUGAAGCGAACCUUAACGGAUGAGCAAAUCGAGAUAUUUCGACACUCCGAACUAGAAGCUUUGCGCAAGCAGAAAGAGAAGGAGAAACAGCUUAGUGCGAAAGCGAUUGCAUCGUCGGGUGAUGCGAUGGACCUCAGUGACGACAAUCAUGGUCCCGCACAAACCGAAAGCGUCUCGUCUACCUUACCAGCAUCUUUCCAAACUAACAAGAAGCGAAAGAAGAAGGGAUCGAAACGCGCUCGCCCGGAACCGAAGCCGGACUUGAGAAAACGAACAUGGGACGUUGUUGACAAAGGCUUGGACUCGCUUGAAUACGACUGA
Fusarium sp. VM40 is the source of this 543-nucleotide messenger RNA. Lineage: Eukaryota; Fungi; Ascomycota; Sordariomycetes; Hypocreales; Nectriaceae. The record is from the annotation of a GenBank genome assembly.